AUGGUCAAGAAAAAAGGCAAAUCCAAGCGUCUAUCGCUGCAUAAGAAGUAUAAACUCGCUCGUAAAGUGCGGGAACACAAACGUCAGGAGCAAGAAUUAUUGCUACAGGUAGAACAGGGACGUCUGGCAGAAAUUGAUGCUCAACGUCAGGCGCAACAGCAGCGUAAAGAGGACAAGAAGAAGGCAAAGCUACUAGCGAGAUUUGAGCGAAGUAGCUCCCAUACUAUGGCACCCGUAACCCCAUUAAGCGUUGAGAUGCAGGCUAAAAAGGACCUAAAGCGUACCGUGCAGACGGCUGAUGUCGUGUUGAUUGUGUUGGACGCACGUGACCCACAGGGUUCUCGCUCACUCUCGCUUGAGGACGGUCUAGUAGCCAAAGGACACAAGAAGGUCGUGCUUGUGCUGAAUAAGGUGGAUCUUGUAGCGGCUGAAACGGCCCAGAAAUGGGUCACUUAUCUACGCCGUUUUCAUCCAACGAUUCCAGUGCGUGCACUAAAUAGCAACAUGUUGGACUGUUCGAAGAAAAACAGGCAGGAAAAGGGUCAUAAGGCAUUUUACGACCGUCAGCAGGAGAUCAGUGGCAUGCGUGACAAUGGAGAGGUGGAGCCAUUGCGUAUCUUUUUGGAUGAGUUGGCUAAAAGUGCAGGUAAACCUGUAAGAGUGGCUGUCGUUGGAUACCCGAACGUGGGCAAGAGCACACUUAUCAACUCAAUUAAACGCCGCCAGGUGGCUCACGUGUCUAGUAAUGCACAGUCGACUAAGUCUGCGCAGGAAGUGCAAUACGGCGAGAAGGUUGUGCUGGUGGACUGCCCUGCGCUGGACCCGGACUACAGUGACAUGUCUGCUGUCGUCCUGCGUCAUGGUAUUGCUGGCGUCUUCGUGGACGACCCCGUGCCAGUUGUAAAGAGCAUUAUUGAGCGUGGUGAUGCGAUGAACCUCAUGCAGACGCUUCAGAUUCCCUUGUUUCGGAGUCACGAAGAGUUCCUCGCCAAGCUUGCCAUCAAGCGGAAUAUGCUCCGCAAGGGCGGUGACCCAGAUAUCCUCAUGGUGGCGCGGACGUUUCUGCAGAAUUUGGGCAAGGCCGUGUACAGCCCUUCAUGUCUGCCGCCGGCCAAGUCGAAGUCGCGGUUCGAGUUGCCUGCCUGGUACAAGGAGCUGGGACUUGCUAAGCUUCCUGACGCUGAGACACGGCUUUACAGCUCCAAUGUGACUGGCCAUAAGCGCGUGCUCACUUUUAAGGCAGCUCCUGUCUUGCACGCUGUCGGUGAUACCACAGAAUACGACCUUGUAAUGGGAGAGCUACCGGAGAAUGACGGCCUGACAUCAGAAGAUGAAGACGAAGGUAGCGACGCUGAAAUGGAUGAAGAGGAAGAGGAAGAAAUGGAUGAUGACGAGGAAUAA
This is a messenger RNA of Peronospora belbahrii, 1401 nucleotides long. The record is from the annotation of a GenBank genome assembly. NCBI's taxonomy places the organism in Eukaryota, Oomycota, Peronosporomycetes, Peronosporales, Peronosporaceae.